This is a messenger RNA of Cryptococcus wingfieldii CBS 7118, 2370 nucleotides long. Its product is annotated as ATP-dependent RNA helicase prh1. The coding region runs from base 1 to 2370 and encodes 789 amino acids. The record is from RefSeq and is a predicted model, not a curated record. The transcript has 9 exons. Gene Ontology annotation, cellular component: intracellular anatomical structure; catalytic step 2 spliceosome. Gene Ontology annotation, molecular function: RNA binding. Lineage: Eukaryota; Fungi; Basidiomycota; Tremellomycetes; Tremellales; Cryptococcaceae.
AUGCCCCCUCUACCCCCUACCUCGCCCAAGCAGUCCCGCGUCGCCAACUUUCUCGACGCCGACGACCAAGACGAUGGAGACUUGCAUGAAGAGCAUUCAGCGCCGUCGACCCCGGUGCGCAAGCUGAAAGCGAAACGGAAACACGGUCAUAGCCCGAAAGUGAAUGGGGAUGGUGAGGGACCGAGGAGUGCGAAGAAGAAGAAGAGGGUGGAGGUGAAUGGGGUGAAGGGGAAAGAUGGGGGGGCGGAGGGGAGGAUGAAGGAGGCUGCGAGGUUGUUGGAGACGAGGAAGAAUCUGCCGUUCUAUCAAGGACGGAAGAUGAUUCUCGAAGAGAUCAUGUCGAACGACACCACCAUCGCAAGAUGUGGUAAAUCGACCCAACUCCCCCAACUACUCCGCUCUCACCCCCUAUCCCUCUCGACAUAUACCCGCCCCCUCAAGAACCCUGGCCCGUCAAUAGCAAUCACCCAGCCCCGCCGACUGCCUGCCAUCUCUCUAGCGGCGAGAGUCGCGCAAGAGGCUGGGAGCGUGCUGGGCGGGGAGGUGGGGUAUAGUGUCCGAUUUGAGGACGUCACGAGUCGAGAGACCAAGGUGCGAUACCUCACAGAGGGUGUUUUGAUGAGGGAGCUUUCAGGGGAUCUGAGUGGGGGCGAUAACGAGGAAGAGGUGGAAGGAGAGUCGUAUAAAGGGCUCAACUUGCUACUGCAUUACGACAUUAUCAUCCUCGACGAGGCGCACGAGCGGACGCUCAAUACCGACUUUUUGUGUGGGACUCUCAAAAAGGUGCAGAGGAUCAGGAAAGAGUUGACAAGGAGGCAGAAGGAGAGUGAGGAGAAGGGCGAGAGGAUUACGGGGAAGAGGAUGAAGGAGCUAAAGUUGGUGGUGAUGAGUGCUACGUUGGACCCGAGCAAGGGGCGAGAUGCUCUGCUGGUGAAGGGCCGAAUGUACAAAGUCACAACGCAGCACGUUAUGGAGCCUGUCGAAGACUACAUCGAAGCUGCUGCGCGACAAGUCAUGAGUAUUCACUGCACCCCUGGAGCAGAGGGCGAUGUCCUCGUCUUUAUGCCUGGUUCCGAGGAGAUCGAAAACUGCGUCGAGCUCCUCAAACGCGCCUCCUCCCAACUCCCCGAUACCCACGCUUCCCUCCAAGCCCUCCCCCUCUACGCCGCCCUCCCCCCGGCCGCCCAGUCCAAAAUCUUCACCCCUCCACCUCCUUCCACCCGGCGCGUGAUUGUAUCCACAAACAUCGCCGAAACGUCCAUGACCAUCCCCGGCGUAGCGUAUGUGGUGGACACGGGGUACAAGAAGGAGAAGGAGUAUGUGUUUAGGAAUAGCGGGGCGCUGGAGCAUUUGAGGAAGAAGGGGAUUAGUAGGGCGGCGGCGUGGCAGAGGACGGGUCGGGCGGGACGUGAACGUGCUGGGCAUAGCUAUCGGCUGUACACUGAAAAGUUCUUCAGCGACAUGCCAGAGUUUGAUGCGCCAGAGAUACAGCGGUGUAACCUGUCGUCUGCGGUUUUGCAACUCAUUGCCAUGGGCCAGAACCCCUUCGAGUUUGAAUACAUCGACUCCCCGGGUCGCGAGUCUAUCCUCGCGGCAUACCAAGAACUCUCCGGCCUGUCGGCCAUCUCCUCCGCCACAUCCCUCACCGACAUUGGCCGACAAAUGCUUCUCUUCCCUCUCGACCCUCCCCACGCCCGUAUUCUACUCGCCUCCUUCGCCCUCGGCUGUCCCGCCGAAAUCAUCGACAUCCUCUCGCUCGCCAAUGCCGGCGGUAACUUGUGGGUGGACAAGGUCAGCGAGCGAGACCAAGCCGCCGAGGCUCGGAGCAAGUUUAUCAACCGCGAAGGCGACCACUUGACGGGCAUGAACGUCUUGAGGGCGUAUCUCGAGCUCAAAGAAGCUAAACAAGACCCCUCCUCCGCCGCUCGGGGCCUGGACACCUCUCAAACACUUCAAGGCUGGUGCAAGACCAACCACGUCAACGCCAAGACACUCACUCAAGCGAUCAAGAUCCGGGCGCAGCUGCGCGAGCUGUGUGAGAGACAUGGGAAGGAUUGGAAGACGACUUGUGGGGCAGAGUGGGGGGUGGUGGGGAGGGCGUUGUUGAGUGGAUUGUUUAUGAAUAGUGCGGUGGUUCAGGCGGAUGGGACGUAUAGGCAGACGGCUGGUAAUCUUACGGUCAAGAUCCAUCCUUCAAGCGUACUCAUGUCCAAGAAAGUCCCGGCGAUCCUGUACGACGAACUCGCAAUCACCACAUCUUUCUACGCCCGAAACGUCUCUGCAUUCGAGCAGCAAUGGCUCACCGAGAUUCCGUGGUUCAAGCAAGCCGGGACGGGAGUUGCGAAAGCUGUUGAGAAGAGGAGUGUGUAA